AUGCAAGAACGAUCGAGAAACCUGAGGUCGUUCGCAGGCACUCAGCUGAAUAGAAUCGCAUCUUCAAAUGCGGUCAAUAAAGCUUAUGAUCUUGCUUCAAAGGCUCGAGAAGCCGUGUCACAAGCGUCACCAUCAUCUACCCCACCCCCAAGUGGCAGCGGCCAGCCGCAGACGUGGCGAGAAUGGGCAUUACAAAAAUUACCGAAACGUGGACCUGAUGUAGCAGGUGUCGAAACCGUUUACUUAUUCCCGGCCGGUUUUCUCCUCAAACUGCACAUAUCUGGAUUCGCUAGUAGCUUGAGACCACCUGAGCAAGCGACUAGAUCUCAAAAAGCAUUCAUGGCGAUAGCCAGGAGAUUGGCUGCAUUACCGAAUCUUCCGCCAGAUAUUCAAGGAAAUGUUCCUACAGGUGUACAGCAGUUGCCUAUCUCUCCAUCCACACAGGAUUUACUACAGCUCCAGGGGGACGCGUCAAUCGACCGGGAAGCUGAAGAACUACAGGCGCUCAAUGCCGAACUAGCGGAACUCCCAUCUGAAACCCGUGAAACUUUGGCGAAAGAUACGGUAAAUCCGACUACCGCAACGAUGUCUGUUCCCCUUGAACAACUUAAGCGCAUGCACUCCAAUUUGGAUCUUCGACUCCAACCUUUCUGGUCCAGUGGCAUUCCCAACCGACCAGUCAUACUAUCGAUAUUCUGUAGUAAUGAUAGCGAUCAAGGAGAGACCAUUGAGACUACCUCCUUCACACCCCUUGAAGAGGGGAGGCAGCCCUUGUUCAAGAUCCAGACCUCGACAGAUGCACAAGGAACCUUCAUUCAGGAUAUAUCUAUCCCUUUUGAAACAAUCUGUACGAACCCUGAAGGUCUAUCGCUCGCCUUUGGUAAUUACGAUACAGAACCCAAGGCUGAACUAGGACCCAUACUUCAGAUUCAACCCCCAGAAGACGAGGGCUAUAUUCGUGAAACAAAAACGAUCGCGACACAUAUAACCAUUCCUGUAACUAAUCGAAAAGUCAGGGUUAUCA
Messenger RNA from Acaulospora colombiana, 1024 nucleotides. Lineage: Eukaryota; Fungi; Glomeromycota; Glomeromycetes; Diversisporales; Acaulosporaceae. The record is from the annotation of a GenBank genome assembly.